AUGUCCUCAAAACCGCAAUUGUUCCCAGUCUUCCUCCAGUUUAUGAAAGCUUCCUCAUCCAAUGCUCCCAGUUUGACAUCCACUAGAGAUAUCACAUUUAUCAACAUCUUCUAUCGCAAAACACCAACUUUCAUCCACCUUACAAUGGCCUUCCCCAACAUCCUCUCCUGCCUCUGCGGCCCCACCUCAGACGACCAUCCAUCCUACCACGACGAGAAAUCCCCCCUCUACCCCUCCACCACCCCAUACAUCGACCAACCCAAACCCCAACCCAUACCCCCCUAUCCUUCCCCCUCCCCUUUGAUCAACGACAUCCUCACCCUCCUCCUCACCACACCCCUCCCCAUCACCCCCUCCGCCUCCCAAUCCCAAAUCGACACCACCCUCGACCUCCACACCACCUCCUGGUCCGAAUACCUCGCCGAAAAGAUCCUCCGCGCCCUCUCCGACCUCCUCGCCACCGCCACCGAUCCCGAGUCCCGCAAGUCCUGGGGCGAGGCUCUCUCCCAAGCCUACGACACCUCCAUCACCAUCGCCGGGGAGCUCUUCAAUGACCUCGUCGAGUAUGUCAAGGGCCACCCCUACGAAAUCGCUGCUACGGUGCUCCUGUCAUUGGUGACAUUUGGGGUUUUGGUCCGUCUUGCUCCACGGGUGCUGGUGCUGCUUGGUUUCAGCGCCGAGGGUCCGGUGGAGGGGAGCUGGGCGGCUUGGUUUCAGAGUACCUAUGGAGGAUACGUACCCAAGGGUUCGCUGAUGAGUUACUUGCAGAGGCUGGGGAUGACGUGGGAGUGA
Messenger RNA from Podospora pseudopauciseta, 792 nucleotides. RefSeq lists its product as uncharacterized. The coding region runs from base 1 to 792 and encodes 263 amino acids. Lineage: Eukaryota; Fungi; Ascomycota; Sordariomycetes; Sordariales; Podosporaceae. The transcript has a single exon. Gene Ontology annotation, cellular component: membrane. The record is from RefSeq and is a predicted model, not a curated record.